Molecule: messenger RNA, 828 nt
Organism: Camarhynchus parvulus
Lineage: Eukaryota; Metazoa; Chordata; Aves; Passeriformes; Thraupidae
Exons: 8
Coding region: 1-828 (275 amino acids)
Molecular function (GO): oxidoreductase activity
Source: RefSeq, a predicted model, not a curated record
AUGGUUUCUAAGAAGGAGGAUAUAAGACAGACAGCAAGGACAACAAGUACUUCCCACCAGGGUGGCUAUUCCCAUGGCGCGGUGGUCCAUGCCCUGCAGAAAUGUGGCAUUCGUCACAUUGACACAGCAAAGAGGUAUGGCUGUGAACACCUCCUCCAAAGGGCCAUCAGAGAGAGUGGUGUGAAGAGAGAGGACCUCUGGGUAACUACCAAGCUGUGGCACAGUGAUUAUGGCUAUGACAACACAAAAAAGGCCUGCUUGGAGUCAUGUGAAAGACUCGGUGUUGAAUAUCUUGAUCUUUAUUUGAUUCACUGGCCUGAUGCACAGGUUCCAGGUAAAAGCAAUCGAGAGGUCCGAGCUGAAACCUGGAGAGCCAUGGAAGAGCUCUAUGAGAAAGGUUUGUGUAAAUCAAUUGGCGUAAGCAAUUUUCUUAUCAGCCAUCUUGAGCAACUAAAGGAGGACUGUGUGAUUACUCCACAUGUUAAUCAGGUUGAAUACCACCCUUUCCAAAGACCUCAGGAGUUGGUUGAUUAUUGUAGGAGCAGAAAUAUUGUUUUUGAAGGCUACUGUCCUUUAGCCAAAGGUGAAGCACUCACCCAUCCUACUGUCAUUCAGCUGGCAAAGAAGUAUGGCAGAACUCCAGCACAGAUUUGCAUACGCUGGAGCAUACAGAAUGGGGUUGUCACUAUUCCAAAGUCAACAAAGGCAGAACGGAUAGAGGAAAACUGCAAGGUGUUUGAUUUUACAAUAGCAGAAGAUGAUGUUGAAAUUCUGAAUGGAAUGCAUGAUGGGAGACAUGUUUCCUGGGAUCCAAGUUUUAUUGUGUGA